AUGACUUCAUUAGCUGUUUUACCACUGUUAAAGAGAACUAUGACUGAUAUGAUGGAUGAAGAGUUGUAUCAAAUACCAUCCUCACCUAUUUUCACUACUACCAACAACAAUAACAACAAUGGUAAGCAAGAGGGUGCUGGUGAUAACUACAACGAUGGUUUCAAUCUUAAUAACACCACCACCACCACCACCACCACCACCAAUUAUAACCACACGUCUAAUCGAAAUUCAGUUAGCUCCUCACCAAACCUACCUUUUGCUCAAUUAAACACCACUAGAGACUCAUUUUAUAACAAUAAUGCAAACCAGAAUAAUUCAAGUAAUAACUUGGGUAAUAUGUUAAAUAUCCCUGACUCAUUUCUUGAACAAAUUACUACAAAGGAGGGUAUUGAUCAGUUUAAGCUCCAACAACAGCAGCAAAACCAACAGACACUAAUACCGGACUCUGAAUAUCCACAAGAUUCACAAUCUACAUAUAUCAACCCAUUUACCAAUUACGCUAAUCCAAAUUCAUUUAUACGGCCAUCACAAGCAUUUUCACAACAAACACCACUAUAUAGAUCACAGAGUCCAGGUUUAGACAACGGCUUGUUCCCUCAACCUCCUCCUUUACCUCAAGCAUUUCCUCAAAGAAGAAGAAAGAGAAUUACAACUAUUGAUGAUUUGGAACCAACAGAUAAUAAAAAGAAGACCAUAGAUGAAGAUUAUUUGUUGUAUAAUCCUGAUAUUUCACCAGGUCAAGUUAUUCAUGCAUCUGAAUUGGAUGAAUCAUUUUAUGUUCCACCAAGUAAUAACAAUGAUAUCAUUAAUGCUAACUCAAUAGAAGAAUUUCAAAAUGACAUUAUUCCAGGGUAUGAAAACGAUUAUUUGUAUUUGGAUGAUGAACAUGAAGAAAUUGAAGAAGAUUUAUCUGAUGAUGAAGGAGAUGAAGAUAAUUAUUUCCAUGUUGAUGAAGAAUUUGAUGAUUAUAUUAUGAGCAAUUCUGGUUAUAACAUUAUCAAUAACCAUUCUAAUGAAUAUUCCACAUUUGAUGCUUUCAAAAAUAUAUCAUUAGAAGACCAUCAUCAUCAUCAUCAACAACAACAACAACCACAAGAACAGGAACAAGAACAUGAACACCUUCAGGAACAAAAUGACGAAGAUCAUCAUGAUUUGGGCAAUCCUGCUUUACAAGAAUUGCACGAUGAGGCAGUUAUCAAAGUUGAAGAGGAUUCGGUUUGCCAACCUGUUGUUACCGAAGUUUCACCUUUAUCAAUUGUAUCAUCAGCAUCUUCUCCUGAAACGGAGCCUGCUACAACUAGUGUAGAUACAAUACAUAUAAAACAGGAGCCAGAAGAGGAAAGCUUUCACACUUCAAUUGAUGAUGAUGAUGACGAGGAUGCAAUGAUGAUUGACAACUCUGAUGAUGAAAAUAUGGACAGGGAAGGUUCUGAAAGUACAUCUACCAGAGUCAAUAAGGAGACUAUAGACAUUGAACAUCCAUAUAAAUUGGGUGCUGAAAUAUCUGCCACUAAUCCUGAUCAUCGUUGUGAAUUGGUGAAUCCAAAUACGGGUAAAGUUUGCAAUAAGCAAUUUUCUCGUCCAUAUGAUUUAAUCAGACAUCAAAAUACCAUACAUGCAUCAAUGAAGAAGAUUUAUCGAUGUGUCAUUUGUGAAGGAAGAUAUAAAGGAGGUUUGGGUAACGGCAAACAAAAGACAUUUUCAAGAAAUGAUGCGUUAUCAAGACAUAUCAAGAUUAAACAUGGAAUUGUUGGUGAUGAAGCAUUGGAAUUGAUUAAUGAGGCAAAGGAAAAUGUUGAAUAUCAUCCAGUUACAAUUGCAGCGGCUGCUUGA
Lodderomyces orthopsilosis Co 90-125 is the source of this 1833-nucleotide messenger RNA. It is a transcript of the gene RPN4, whose product is annotated as stress-regulated transcription factor. The record is from RefSeq and is a predicted model, not a curated record. Lineage: Eukaryota; Fungi; Ascomycota; Pichiomycetes; Serinales; Debaryomycetaceae. The transcript has a single exon. The coding region runs from base 1 to 1833 and encodes 610 amino acids.